Lachancea sp. 'fantastica' is the source of this 960-nucleotide messenger RNA. NCBI's taxonomy places the organism in Eukaryota, Fungi, Ascomycota, Saccharomycetes, Saccharomycetales, Saccharomycetaceae. The record is from the annotation of a GenBank genome assembly.
AUGGUAGAAACGAAAGUGACCCAACGUAAAGGUGUGAUUGAUAAGAAAGGACUUAUGACAGAAGAUGCAACUUUGAUGAACAACUCGGCAGGAUCCGGAACAUCAAAGCAAAAGAGAAGACUUUAUACGUGGGAAGAGAUUCCAGAAUGGCAACGCGAUAACGAACACAUCAGAAGCGGGUACAUUAUCGAGACCAAGAGUCUCAAAGAGUGUUUUUGCAGUCUUUUCUAUCUGCACAACGAAUCUGUGAAUAUUUACACACAUCUUUUACCUGGAAUAUGUUUCUUGAGUGUGGUGUUGUUCGACAAUUAUGCCAUCAAGAAAUUUGUUACAACGACAUGGAUCGACUAUGCCAUGAUAGACUUGUUCUUUUUGGGCGGAUUUACCUGUUUGAUGAUGAGCAGUCUUUUUCACUGUCUCAAAUGCCAUUCGAUAGAAGUUGCCGUCUUCGGAAACAAGCUCGACUAUCUGGGGAUUGUAGCUCUGGUAGUCUCGUCAAUGGUAAGCAUCCUAUAUUACGGGUUCCACGACAAUAAGCCCUAUUUCUUCAUAUUCUCUGGCUUUACGGCGUUGUUUGGAGCUGGCUGCACGAUAGCAUCUUUGAAAGAACGCUUUCGGUCGAGGGAAUGGCGAGCUUACAGAGCAGCCUUGUUUGUAGCCUUUGGGCUUUCCGCUUUGCUUCCUGUGAUUGCGGGACUUGUGCGCUACGGGCUUGUGGAAACUUGGGCAAGAAUACAGCUAAAAUGGAUCAUUUUGGAAGGUGUUUUCUACAUUUUGGGAGCUGUGCUCUACGGGACCCGAAUUCCUGAACGGCUGGUGCCGGGAACUUUUGACAUUUGGGGGAAUUCUCAUCAGAUAUUCCACGUCCUGGUCGUUGUGGCAGCUUUAUGCCAUUUAAGAGCGCUUCUUGGUGCUUACGAGUUGGUCCAUAUGAACUUGUUGAAAGACGCCGGUUUUUGA